UUGAUAAAAACGUUAACGUGAAAUUUUGAAUGUUCAUUGUAGAGGACCUUCCCCGGCUCCACAAAUCAUAAUUAUUGUUUUAUGUUAUUUAAGCUGUUGGACGUUGGUUCGGUCAACCACUGCUACUCGUUUAAAUAUUGCAAAUUUUCAACCCAAACUUGGGGUUCAAUUUUUUAAGAAAAACAUUCAUCAUCGAAAACGAAAAUUACCUACCAUUUUGAUUUGUAUUGCGACUUGCAGAAUAAUAAAAUUGAAAUGCAUCUAAUCAAUUAAAAGUUACACAGUCUAUGGAUUAAAAACAAAAACAAUAAAAAUACGUACUUUUUUUUAGAUAUCACCAAUUAAUGUCAUAUCACAACAAAGUUUGAUUUCUGUACAUCACACUAAAGCCAAUAUUUUAAUAUACAAAUAUGAACAAACAGUUCAUGUGACUUGCUUAUCAAGAUAAAAGGAUCAAGAUUCAAAACAUCUGUGCCAGUAUAGUUAAAUUUAAAUUAAUUAGAACUAGAAAAUAUGGCACCUUCUGAUCUAGAAUAUCUACUGUUGCAAGGGCAAAAACUUUGCAAGGACACUGAUACAUUUAAGCCAGUAUCAAAAAUACAUAAAUCAUUACGUCAGCUUUGUCGAAACGCUGACCAUGCUCCGAAACAAUCAAAUAGAGGGAAUGAUGAACAAUGUGCCAAAGAAUUUCUAGCCAAUCGUGGGCUAGAUCUUUCUGGCUAUUCUAAUGUGCUUAAAAAAUUAUCUACAUACCGUGACAAUGCUAUCACAACCUGUGAUUCUAAACCAGUGAUGGACUAUUCAAGUAGUGUAGAGUCCUUAAUGGGGAGACACAUUGAAGACUACAUCAAUAAAUUAGAAGCGAAUGAUAACAAAGAUGAUGAUAAUUAUUUACAAGAUCUUCCAAUGAGUUGGAAAAACAUUAAAAAAGGUAUUGUUUACAAUGAGUUUGCUUCAGAUUCAUAUGAUGUAUCAUUUUGUCUUCAGAACUUAUUAACUACCAAAAAUACAUAUUUUACAUUUGAUCCCAGCCUAAAUAGUCCCAAUAAGUCAGCUGGUAAUUUUCCUUUUGUUGAUGAUGUCCAAAACUACAUCAAGGAAAUAGAAUAUGCUAAUAUGAACAAAGAAUUGAUAGAAUAUUUUUUGGAAACCAUACAUAAGAGCAAAGCUAAUAACGCAAAAGUAGCACAUAUUUGGAAUGUAGUUAAGUACAUGUACAAUAUAAUUCCACAACAAUCACCUUAUGGAUCAUUUAAUGAACGUUUUUCAGAAGAAAAUCAAACAAAACUCGUUAAAAAUGCUAAGAGCUAUUUAGAAGAUAAAUACCAAGCUUUUCUUGUAAAAGAGACCAAACAUUUGAAUAUUGCUAAUGAUGGUAAUUACAUGGCGGCUAUUAUAAGCUCUUAUGUAUUUAUGAGCACAGGCAGACCGGCAACACAACAAAAUGAUUUUCAUGUAGACGAACAAUCAAUUUGGCCAUUGCUCUACUUCAGUUUAAGAUGUGGAAGAAUGGAUGUUGCUAGUUAUUUCAUUCAAAAAUCUGGUUUAGCAUUAGACGAUCUACUAAAUGUUUUUAUUCACCUGAAAGAAGCCGAUUUUGCAGAAUGCGUUGCUUCCAAUAUUGGUGUCACAUUAAACAAAUAUUACAGAACUCUUCCAGCGUAUGACAAUGCAUUCAGGAAAACAAUAUUCUCAUUGUUGGGUAUGGUAGAAGCCAAUAUGGAAAAAAAAGCUGUUUCUAAAACAAUUGAAGACAAGCUAUGGAUGUUACUAGUUGAACAUUUUGCGAGCAAGUACAUGGAAGAUUCAAACGGAUUAGAUUACUGUUCAUUACAAAGAUAUAUUUUGGACAACGGUAAACCUUACAUGGAACAGCCUCAUGUAUACUUUGAGCUAUUGUUUCUGAUUGGACAGUUUGAAAGCGCUAUAGAUUUCCUAUACCGCAGUGUCGAGUUUUCCAAUCAUGCAGUGCAUAUAGCCAUCGCUUUGAACGAAAAACAUUUAUUAGCCACUCCUGAAUAUUUACAAGCCCCGUUUUUAUCUAAUGAGAAUGUUGAUGUUAAGUUUGUGCGUUUGAAUUAUACAAGAUUGAUUUUAUUAUUUUGCAACGAGUUUAAAUCAACCCAUCCUCAUUAUGCAACGUAUUAUUAUUAUUUUUUAAGAAAUGUAAAAAGUCCGACUCUGACUGAAAACUUGUUUCACAAGUGCGUUGCAGAUCUUGCAACAUCUUUUGAUGGGAACAUGUGUGAUUGGAUGUUUGGGUGUUUAGACGAUAAUAUGAAAGAAAUUAGUAUUUUACACAAUAUCUUUGAUAUGGACACUGUUACAUCUAUAAUUGAUAAAACACUAGAAUUAACACUGGAGAAAAAUAAACCUGAAGUUUCUUUUAAACUCUAUAGCUUGACAUCAAAUAAGGCAGCAUACGGUGUAAUGAAUAAUAUACUGAGUUUUGCUAUUUACAAUUAUUAUGAUGUUUUUGGUCGUGCUAUGACUGAUGACAAGUGUAACAUCAUAAAUAAAAAUUUUUAUGAUCGCGUAUACUCAUAUUUGGAGGAAUUAAACAAUAAGAAAUUCUGUACGCUGGAACCAAUUGGUCCCAUGUCAACAUUUCAAGUCUUACGUAAUAUGUAUUUAUUUUUCUAUUAUUCUUCUAAGCAUGAAUUUUUAUCAGCUAUUGAGAAGGCCACUGAUACAGGUCUAGUACCGUUAACUAGUGAAGACGCAAAACACUGUUUAAAUAAUUGCACUAAUUAUGGUGAAAUUAUACAGAGAAACAUAAAUAAUUUUAUAAAGUCAUUAGUUAGUGUGUUGUGUAAAGAACAUUCUAAAAUUUUAAAAAACCAAAAUAUCUCUAUGGAAGAAGAUUCAUUAAUUGAAGAAGAAGACAGUGAUGUUUUUGAUCAAAGCAAAGAAAUUGGAUGGACAAAAUGGAAACUUCAGAAAACCAUUAGAGUUAUAUAUUUAUUCACUGCAAAAUUACCGGUACAUAUUGCUCUUGAUGCAGUUGAAUAUAUUUCAAAUAAUGCAUCAAACAUGCAACUCGACUGAGAACUAAAAAGAAAAUUUUUUUGAUUAUAAAAUAUGUAUAUUUAUUAUUUACUUAAUAAUUGUUUUUGUAACAAAAACUAAAAUAUUUUUCUUUCAGUUUAAAUUUUUAAAAUGUGUUCCUAUAUUAUUCAUUAUUUAAUAAGGAUAGCAACUUGAUUAAAAUGGUUUAUUUCUGAGAUAUUCACAUUUUUAUAAUUUCUUUUUAAUAUUUGAAACCUCGUUAAAAAAAGGGCUGUAAUUAUUUUUGAAUAUUAUAGUGAACAAUUUUGAUAACAAUAUAUAAAAUUUAAAAAUUGUAAUAAGCAUUUUGUAAAUAAUUUUUUAUUUUAUGAUAAAAAUGUUUAAAGCUAUCUCAGGUUAGAACAGACCAGUUUUGAGCUGUUUGAUGUGUUAUGAGUGUUAUGACUAAUAACCUUGUAAUAAACAAUUUUACUGUGUUUAGUAAAUAUCAGAGUUAUGUUAUUAAUC
Messenger RNA from Metopolophium dirhodum (rose-grain aphid), 3516 nucleotides. RefSeq names its product nuclear pore complex protein Nup93-like. Gene Ontology annotation, molecular function: structural constituent of nuclear pore. The transcript has 4 exons. Bases 514 to 3048 code for a protein of 844 amino acids. Lineage: Eukaryota; Metazoa; Arthropoda; Insecta; Hemiptera; Aphididae. Gene Ontology annotation, cellular component: nuclear pore. Gene Ontology annotation, biological process: poly(A)+ mRNA export from nucleus; protein import into nucleus. The record is from RefSeq and is a predicted model, not a curated record.